Molecule: messenger RNA, 444 nt
Organism: Rangifer tarandus platyrhynchus (Svalbard reindeer)
Lineage: Eukaryota; Metazoa; Chordata; Mammalia; Artiodactyla; Cervidae
Source: the annotation of a GenBank genome assembly
AUGUGUGGCUGCGUGCAUAGUACUCAGGACCAAGCACUCCACUUGGAAGGGGAGCCCAAUCCUCCUGCAGCCCCAACAUCUACCUUAGCACCUAAGAACAUGCCCAAAAGCAUUUCAAUAUCCAAACAGCUGGCUUCAAUAAAAGCUCUACGCAAGGGCUCAGAUCUGGAAAAAGCCAUCGCCACCGUCGCUCUGGUUUUCAGAAACUCUUCUGACCCUGAUGGUAGACUCGGAAAAGCUACUGCCAAAAAUCUGCUACAAACCCAGUUUAAGAAUUUCACAGAGGGACAAGAAACCAAAGCAAGGUACAAAGACCUCCUUUCUGAACUUGACGAACACACAGAGAAUAAGCUGGAUUUUGAGGAUUUCAUGGUCUUACUGUUAAGCAUCAGUAUAAUGUCAGAUUUGCUCCAAAAUAUAUGGAGUGUAAAAAUUACACAAUAA